AUGGUGAGAAAUUCAUCCCUUUGUUUGUAUCUUUGUUAUCUUUUCUUUUUUCUCUUGUCUGAAUUCGUUGUGUUGUUUAUUCAGGCUUUAUCUAACCAGCAAAAUGUCGAGUGUCCAACCUUCAAGCUUCUCAUUGUUGGUGAUGCGGGAACCGGGAAAACCACCUUGGUCAAGAGACAUCUGACUGGGGAAUUUGAUCAGAACUAUGAACCUACUGUCGGUGUGGAGGUUCAGCCUUUAGAUUUCUUCACUAACCGUGGCAAGAUCCGUUUUGAAUGCUGGGAUACUGCUGGACAAGAGAAAUAUCGUGGUCUUAAGGAUGCACACUACGUCGAAGGUCAAUGUGCGAUAAUCAUGUUUGAUGUCAGAUCACGGAUCACAUACUAUAACGUUGACACAUGGUACAGUGAUCUCCGAAGGUACAAGAACCUUGUUGGUUUUUGA
This is a messenger RNA of Camelina sativa (false flax), 444 nucleotides long. The record is from RefSeq and is a predicted model, not a curated record. NCBI's taxonomy places the organism in Eukaryota, Viridiplantae, Streptophyta, Magnoliopsida, Brassicales, Brassicaceae.